Molecule: messenger RNA, 615 nt
Organism: Seminavis robusta
Lineage: Eukaryota; Bacillariophyta; Bacillariophyceae; Naviculales; Naviculaceae
Source: the annotation of a GenBank genome assembly
AUGCCGUCGAACCCGUGCUACACAUCCAACAAUGGUGCUGGAGCCAUAUAUUGCUUUUCCACGAACAGACCCGCAGCAGACGAGUUGGUUGGUAUCAAAAUGGUGGAUCUUUUGGACCACAACAACCGGAUUGAUCGGUGCAUCUUCCACUCCAAGAAGACAGGUCAGAACGAAGUCUUGGUUUGGACUUUCAAGAACGGCACCAUGCUGGCACCAAAACAAGCAGCGUUGCUCCAUGGGUUCUGGAAAGAAAAUGAUGCCAUUGUGAGUCAUUUUGCUUCGACUGAUCGCAAGUUUGCAAUAAUCAAAACAAUCCACGAUACGGAGAUUCUUGUUGUAUUGGCUUGCCAGCACUCCAAGUUUCAUGUUGAGCCUUCGCCUCCAAGCAAUGGCCAUGCUCAGGUUUGCCAUCGCCCUACGCAAUUGGGGAUGACGGAUGUCAUUUCCGAGUUGCAGGCUACCUUUGGACCCGAAAACACCACUGCUAGUGAUGAAGGAACGACUUCAGUUGCCAUUGACCUUGUUACCCCAGGAAGCAAUACUACUGGAGGACGCCCAAGCGGAGGCAGUGAAUUCACGUUCGAAUCUGUUUCUCCAACGAGCAACUUGGAGUGA